AUGAAGAAUGGAUCACGAGAGGUGGGCCCUUUUCGGGCAGAGAGCGACCCGCCCAGCCCAACGUUUGGGGGCAAAAGCUCGUACAUCACGGUCAAGAUGAGUCACCGGAAGUUUGAAGCCCCUCGCCACGGUUCGCUGGCCUACCUGCCGCGCAAGCGCGCCGCCCGUCACCGCGGUAAGGUCAAGAGCUUCCCCAAGGAUGACCCCAAGAAGCCCGUCCACUUGACUGCCUCCAUGGGCUACAAGGCCGGUAUGACCACCGUCGUCCGUGACCUUGACCGUCCCGGUGCCAAGAUGCACAAGAAGGAGAUCGUUGAGGCCGCUACCGUCAUCGAGACCCCCCCUCUUGUCGCUGUCGGUGUUGUUGGUUACAUCGAGACUCCCCGCGGUCUCCGCUCCCUCACCACUGUCUGGGCUGAGCACUUGAGUGACGAGGUCAAGCGUCGCUUCUACAAGAACUGGUACAAGUCCAAGAAGAAGGCUUUCACCAAGUACGCCAAGCAGCACGCCGAGUCUUCCGGUGCCUCCGUCACCCGUGAGUUGGAGCGCAUCAAGAAGUACUGCACUGUUGUCCGUGUCCUUGCCCACACCCAGAUCCGCAAGACCCCCAUCAAGCAGAAGAAGGCCCACCUUAUGGAGAUCCAGGUCAACGGUGGCUCCGUCGCCGACAAGGUUGACUUCUCCCGCAACCUGUUCGAGAAGACCAUUGAGAUCGACAGCAUCUUCGAGCAGGAUGAGAUGAUCGACGUUAUUGCCGUCACCAAGGGUCACGGUUUCCAGGGUGUCACCUCCCGUUGGGGUACCACCAAGCUUCCCCGCAAGACGCACAAGGGUCUCCGCAAGGUCGCUUGUAUUGGUGCUUGGCACCCUAGCCACGUCCAGUGGACUGUUGCCCGUGCUGGUCAGAUGGGUUACCACCACCGUACCUCUUGCAACCACAAGGUCUUCCGCAUUGGAAAGGGUACUGAUGAGGGCAACGCCUCCACCGAGUUCGAUAUCUCCAAGAAGCAGAUCACUCCCCUUGGUGGUUUCGUUCACUACGGUGAGGUCAAGAACGACUUCGUUCUCCUCAAGGGUUCCGUCCCCGGUGUCAAGAAGCGCGUCAUGACUCUCCGCAAGACCCUGUACCCCCAGACUUCUCGCCGUGCCACCGAGAAGGUUUCCCUCAAGUGGAUCGAUACCUCCUCCAAGUUCGGUCACGGUGCUUUCCAGACCGCCGAGGAGAAGAAGGCCUUCAUGGGUACCCUCAAGAAGGAUCUUAUCCAGACUGUUUAA
Molecule: messenger RNA, 1275 nt
Organism: Penicillium oxalicum
Lineage: Eukaryota; Fungi; Ascomycota; Eurotiomycetes; Eurotiales; Aspergillaceae
Gene: rpL3
Product: 60S ribosomal protein uL3
Exons: 7
Coding region: 1-1275 (424 amino acids)
Biological process (GO): ribosomal large subunit assembly; translation
Cellular component (GO): cytosolic large ribosomal subunit; ribosome
Molecular function (GO): structural constituent of ribosome; RNA binding
Source: RefSeq, a predicted model, not a curated record